This is a messenger RNA of Dichomitus squalens LYAD-421 SS1, 3163 nucleotides long. RefSeq lists its product as uncharacterized. The transcript has 5 exons. Gene Ontology annotation, biological process: tRNA splicing, via endonucleolytic cleavage and ligation. The record is from RefSeq and is a predicted model, not a curated record. NCBI's taxonomy places the organism in Eukaryota, Fungi, Basidiomycota, Agaricomycetes, Polyporales, Polyporaceae. Gene Ontology annotation, molecular function: RNA ligase (ATP) activity; ATP binding; GTP-dependent polyribonucleotide 5'-hydroxyl-kinase activity. Gene Ontology annotation, cellular component: nuclear inner membrane. Bases 114 to 2708 code for a protein of 864 amino acids.
CUACAAUUGAGGCAUUCGGGGACUUGGUAUUCGUGAAUCCUUUGUCAAGACCACGCACACCCUCGGUGGCUCGCACGCUUGACCCCUCUCAGUGGAACAUCUACCAAAUUAACAUGGCCUCUCCCAAAUCACCCUCCCCUCCGCCAGUCGUCGCUGGCGAACAGCAGCCAGCGCAUAUUGAGGAGCUACAGCAGCUGUUCGCAUCCGUCACAAUCGACCAGGAUGACCAUGAACUGAUUGAAGCCCUCAAGACCCUGUCCAAAAAGGCCCCCAAGCUCGUCAAAUCGACCGAGUAUCAGGCACCUGCGAUUCCCAGCAUCUUCGUACGGAGCUGGAAGAUGAACGAAUUCAAGUACUAUGAUAUCCCCUCUCCCUUCCCAACCCUCGCGCGCGGUCUCUUCACGCAGGACGUCAAGAACGCGUCCGGGAAGACGAAGCAUCGGAUUGUCGCGCGAGGAUACGACAAGUUUUUCAAUAUCGGUGAGGUACCGUGGACAACGUGGGCUGCACUUGAGUCACACACAGCUCCUCCGUAUACCCUCACCCUCAAGUCAAAUGGAUGUAUCAUAUUCAUUGCCGCCCUCACGCCUACGAAGCUCCUCGUCACUUCCAAGCACUCUCUCGGACCUAGCCCAGGCAGCAGCGGCGCGAAGUCGCACGCGGAAGUCGGCGAGCGGUGGCUGCGAAAGCACCUCGCGGCAGCCGGCAAGACCGAGGAGCAGCUCGCGCAGACCCUAUGGGAGAAGAAUUGGACUGCAGUCGCUGAGCUCUGCGACGACUCCUUCGAGGAGCACGUCCUUCCCAUCAGCGCAGAAAAAACUGGCCUGCACCUGCACGGCCUCAACGCCUGCACGGGCGCGUUUCAAACGCAGCCCCAGCCCGUCGUCGACGCCUUCGCGCGCGAAUGGGGCUUCAUCCCCACCGCGUCCACCGUCCUCAACACCAUCCCCGAAGUGAAAGCUUUCACCGAGGAGAUCGCGCGCUUGGGUGAGUGGAACGGAGAGGCCCUCGAGGGCUUCGUCGUCCGCACGCACGUCACCGUCCCGCCCACCAGGGGCGAGAAGCCCGCGUCGCUCUCGCCCUACCCCGCGGGGUCGUCGUUCUUCUUCAAGGUCAAGUUCGACGAGCCCUAUCUGAUGUACCGCGACUGGCGCGAAGUAACGAGGACGCUGCUGGGCAGGGGCCCGAGCCCGGGGAACGUGCCGAAGGGGAAGCUGCGCCGCCCGGAGACGAAGCUGUACGUCGAGUGGGUGUGUGGCGAGAUCAAGCGCGACAGGAGCCAGUUCGAGGGCUUCAACAAGGGCAAGGGCAUCAUCGCGACGCGGGAGCGGUUCUUGAAGUGGAAGGAGAGCCACGAGGGGAAGAAGGCGGAGGUCGGGGCGGAGAAGGUGCCGGAGGAGACGGGCCUUGCGCAGGACGUGGAUCUGAUGAAGGGCAAGGUCAUUAUCAUGCCGGUAGCAGUCCCUGGCGUUGGUAAAACAACGAUCGCGGUCGCGCUCCAGCAUCUGUUCGGGUUCGGGCACAUUCAAAGCGACGACAUUUCGGCGAAGAAGGCCGCUCCGAUCUUUAUCAAGAACGUCGUCCAGGCUCUGAAGACGCACGACGUCGUUAUCGCUGAUAAGAACAAUCACCUGAAGCAGCACCGCGACCAGCUCCGCGAGGCCGCACAGAAGUUCAGCCCGCCCGCACGGCUCCUCGCUCUCGACUGGUCCUUCGACCUCCCGCUGUCCACGGUCCACCGGAUCUGCGGCGACCGCAUCGUCGCGCGCGGGGACAAGCACCAAUCGCUCCACGCCGAUUUAUCAGGCAAGUCGCACGAGGACGUGAUCUGGCAGUUCCUCAAGCGGGCCGAGGAGCUCCAGGACUCCGAGGCGGACGUCGUCGUCAGCAUGGACGUCGAGGAGCCGCUCGAGGACGCGCUGGCUCGGGCAGUCGGGGCGAUCGUGAAGUACCUCGGGAAGGAGCAGCCAGAUCCCGAGCGCAUGGGCCAGGCGCUGGCGGUUGCGCGCGCGUACGAACCGCGCAGCAGGGGCAAGAGGCGUGCAGAUAUCGGCGGAGGCGGCGGCGCAGGCAGGAAAGCAGCCAAGGACAGCGCCGAUAAGGCAGAGCAAGCGCAACCACCAGCGUCGAGCAAGAAGGCCGGCAAGGCAAAAAGCCCUCCGCGGUACUACGGCAUCCUCGCAGAAGUCGACCUGCAGGGCGUCGUCGGGCCCGCGAUCGAGGGCGCGGUGGGGAACCUACCUUCCGAGGCGCGCAAGUUCUGGGACGACCUCGUGCGCGAGGAGCGGGUGCAGAAGCGGCCGCACGUCACGGUCGUGCACUCCAAGUCGCUCCCGAAGGAGGGCGAGCUGUGGGAGCUGUGCCGUGCGGUCGACGCCCUGCCGCGCCCGCCGCUGUUCAGCUUCCGCCUGGAGCACGUCGUGUGGAGCGAGCGUAUCAUGGCGGCGACGGUGGUCGACCUCGCCGUCGCUGCAGACGACCCGGGGGAGGUAGACAAGGAGGCGGUGCAGUUCGUGCUCCACUUGCCAGACGAGGUGAAGCAGCGGCUGCAUAUCACGGUGGGGACGAGGGACAAGAACGUGCCGCCGGUGGAGGCGAGGGACCUAGUGACGGAGUGGAAGAGGGACGCCACGGCUCACCCAGGCGUGUGGGCGGUGCCCCUGAAGGACGUCUGGGUCAAAGGACGCGUCAAGGGCCUGCACAACUAGACGCGGUGCCGCCGACGGGGAGACUGCGCGCAUGGUCAGGGUCGAAGGUGGCUUUGGCCGAGAAUGGACGGUAUGGACAAGAUGAUGAACUACUGAAGGACCCCCGGCAAUAGGCCCAAAUGUAUGAUCCAAAAUCCUUGAAUCCGGCCAAAAUUGUCCGAUGGAUCAGGCCUUGUCUGAGGCCAAAUUCGUCCGGAUUUGACCAGGCCUCCCGAUUUUCGCUCAAAUUUGGCCGGACUCUGGAUCAGGCCAUCGGGAGGUCCAAAAUUAUCCGGAUUCGCUGGAUCAGGCCUCCUGAAAGCAGAUUUUCGUCGGGGACCGCUGUAACCAUGCUGAUAUUGACUACAGGUGUGGGAUAGCAUGCAGGAGAGGUCGUAGAUAGAGGUAUAAUGUAAGGACGCAAGGAGGGCACUCUAGAUGUCCGGCGCUACAUCCACCGAAGAGUGUACGAAGGG